This is a messenger RNA of Arabidopsis thaliana (thale cress), 1757 nucleotides long. RefSeq names its product ferredoxin-NADP[+]-oxidoreductase 2 (gene FNR2). The record is from RefSeq and is marked reviewed. Bases 812 to 1579 code for a protein of 255 amino acids. The transcript is spliced from 8 exons. Gene Ontology annotation, biological process: photosynthesis. Gene Ontology annotation, molecular function: ferredoxin-NADP+ reductase activity; oxidoreductase activity; poly(U) RNA binding. Lineage: Eukaryota; Viridiplantae; Streptophyta; Magnoliopsida; Brassicales; Brassicaceae. Gene Ontology annotation, cellular component: chloroplast stroma; chloroplast thylakoid membrane.
AAAAAAAACAAAAGAGAUAUAUAGCUUCCUCAAGUCAAAUAACGAUAACCACAACUUUGAUGAACGAGAUACUCUCUUCUUAAAACCUCAUCCACCCAAACACAAAUGUCUUGUAAUCCUUCUCUUAUCUUUCUCCUUGUGAUUCCUUUUUAUAUUCCUCUGAUAUUUUCUCUCAGUUUGAUCUCAUUUGCUCUGCAAUGGCGACUACCAUGAAUGCUGCUGUUUCUCUCACAUCUUCAAACUCUUCUUCUUUUCCCGCUACAAGUUGUGCCAUUGCUCCUGAAAGGAUCAGGUUUACUAAGGUACUUUAUAAGCUUUUCUCAACUGGAUAAUGAUAAAGUCAAGAUCCCACAAAAAAAGUUGUGUAGUCGAGAGUCUAGAGAUGCUCUGCUUUUAUGGUUUUGCUAAUAAUCUUCUGGGUCUUGUAAGUAACAUGUUAAGUAAAGUUUUGGAAUUUGGAUAAAUGUGCUUCUGGGUUUUCUCAAAUAUGACCAAAAACUUUUGGAAGAUCAAUGUACUGUUGAUGGGAUCUUGAUUAGGUCUCUCUGGUUUUGUUGUUGGGUGUGUUUAAAAGGGUGCUUUUUACUACAAAAGCAACAAUGUAGUGACAGGUAAAAGAGUGUUUUCCAUAAAAGCACAAAUCACAACAGAAACAGAUACUCCUACUCCUGCAAAGAAAGUAGAGAAAGUGUCAAAGAAGAACGAGGAAGGUGUGAUUGUUAACAGGUACAGACCAAAAGAGCCUUACACUGGAAAAUGCCUUCUCAACACCAAAAUCACAGCUGAUGAUGCUCCUGGAGAGACCUGGCACAUGGUUUUCAGCCAUCAAGGAGAAAUCCCGUACAGAGAAGGACAAUCUGUUGGUGUGAUUGCAGAUGGAAUUGACAAGAAUGGAAAGCCUCACAAGGUCAGACUUUACUCCAUUGCAAGCAGCGCUCUUGGAGAUCUCGGCAAUUCUGAAACCGUUUCUUUGUGUGUUAAAAGACUUGUUUAUACUAAUGACCAAGGAGAGACUGUUAAAGGAGUUUGCUCAAAUUUCUUGUGUGAUUUGGCACCCGGAAGUGAUGUUAAGCUGACUGGUCCUGUAGGCAAAGAAAUGCUUAUGCCAAAGGAUCCAAACGCCACCGUUAUUAUGCUUGCCACAGGGACAGGAAUUGCUCCUUUCAGGUCUUUCUUAUGGAAGAUGUUCUUUGAGAAACAUGAUGACUACAAGUUCAAUGGCUUAGCUUGGUUGUUCUUGGGUGUACCAACCACUAGCUCUUUGCUCUACCAAGAGGAGUUUGAUAAGAUGAAAGCAAAGGCCCCCGAGAACUUCAGGGUGGAUUACGCGAUAAGCAGAGAACAAGCGAACGAUAAAGGAGAGAAAAUGUAUAUCCAGACUCGGAUGGCGCAAUACGCAGCUGAGUUAUGGGAGUUGUUGAAGAAAGACAACACUUUUGUUUACAUGUGUGGACUCAAGGGAAUGGAGAAAGGAAUUGAUGACAUUAUGGUCUCAUUGGCUGCAAAUGACGGUAUUGACUGGUUUGAUUACAAGAAGCAGUUGAAGAAGGCAGAGCAAUGGAACGUUGAAGUCUACUGAUCAAAAAGCCUUUGACAUUUCUGUAGCAAAGUAUAGCUGAACAAAACUGUAAUUUUCGCUUCUGAAUUUCUGUAUUUUGAAGAUAAGUUUUUUAGAUAUGUUAUACUAAAAAAAGAGUUCUUUAAUCAUUAUCAUUUACUUCUUCCCAUUAUUUUGCUUUAAGUUAAAUGACACAUUG